Messenger RNA from Bradysia coprophila, 1917 nucleotides. RefSeq lists its product as uncharacterized. NCBI's taxonomy places the organism in Eukaryota, Metazoa, Arthropoda, Insecta, Diptera, Sciaridae. The record is from RefSeq and is a predicted model, not a curated record.
UCCCCGAUCGUCGGACGACUAGGUUCUUCGGAAUGUGUACCUUACUUCACUAUAUGGUUGGUACUUACCUCUUGACCAUUGGUUCAGCUAACUUAGAAAGUGUUCAACUUCUGGAAUGUCCUAAAAUCAUCGACGGUUAUUAUCCGUUUUGCGUUUGUAACCAAGAGCUAACCUACGACAUCAAUGGCACCAUUAACAACUAUCCGAACUGUACGUGUCAACACAAAAACUUCGAUUUCUUCAUCACUUUGAACGAGAGGCCUAAUUGUAACUGCAACCCGGAAGUUUAUGGUUUAAGCAAAAUAUUUUUUGAGUGUAUUGCUUGCCCUAAAGACAGCACUCGUCAAUAUCUCGAUUGUUCCUGUGAUGACGAUAGCCAUGCCUAUGAAAUUAUCAAAAAAAAUUGUGAAAGAUGUGAGGACGGAAGCUAUGGAAAUUUUCCGAAUUGCACUUGUCCCGAUGGAGCCACAUACAACUUAAACUCUCGACGUUGCGUGCCUGAAUCACAAAAUGGCUCGAUACAUUGUCCAUUUGGAAGCGAGGGCAACUAUCCGAAUUGCACUUGCCAAGGUGACGGAAUCUACAGCGAAUUAGCAAACAUUUGCAUUGAAUGUCCUUACAAUAGUACCGGUACCUAUCCAAACUGUACGUGUCAACACAAAAACUUCGAUUUCAGCAUCACUUUCAACGAGUGUUUUCGAGUUUGUCCCGACAAUAGCACCGGUUACUGGCCUAAUUGCAACUGCGACUCAAAUGGCUAUGGCUUCAACAAAGAAUUAUUCGAAUGUAUCGCUUGUCCCAAAGGCAGUACUGGUCAAUAUCCCGAUUGUAGUUGUGACGAUGAUAGUGCCGUCUAUCGAAGGACCAACAAUUUUUGUGAAGGAUGUGAACAGGGAAGCUACGGAAAAUUUCCGAAUUGCACUUGUCCCAAUGGAGCCACAUACAACUUAAACUCUCGACGUUGUGUGCAUGAAUCCAAAAAUGGAUCGAUACAGUGUCCGUUUGGAAGCGAUGGCAACUAUCCGAAUUGCACUUGCCAAGGUGACGGAAUCUACAACGAAUUAGCCAACAUUUGCAAUGAAUGUCCUUAUCAUAGUACCGGUGUCUAUCCGAACUGUAUCUGCAAGUUUGAUGGAACUUACAACCGAACAAGGAACGUUUGCAAUAUCUGUCCGUUCAAAAGUGAUGGAGCGUAUCCGAACUGUGUGUGCCAAGGUUACCGCAGUACAUACGUGUUGGAUUCGAAUUGGUGUUACAGUUGUCCAACUUUGAGCACUGGAACAUAUCCAAAUUGUGAUUGUGAACAGUCGUUCCAGUAUUUUCAAGAAACAAACAGUUGUGAGCGUUGUCCGGAAAAUAGUGCGGGCGUUUAUCCGCAUUGCGAAUGUUACAACGGAUACUUCAGCCACACUCAUAGGAGUUGCAUUGAGUGUCCAUCAGACGCUACCGGUUUAUAUCCCGCUUGUAAAUGCAAAGAUGAAAAUUCAAAAUUCAGCGCGUUCAUCAACCAAUGCUAUCGUGAGUGUCCAGGGAAUAGUUCAGGAAUUAAGCCUGAUUGCAUAUGUGACCGAGAAUGCGAAGAAUAUUAUGAUGCCGUCGAUGUGGAAUGUAAAAGCAACAUUGGGAGGAUGUGUCCAUCCGACAGCAUUGGAACUGGUCCAGACUGCUUGUGUGUGAGAAAAAAUCGGUAUUUUGAUUCAUACGUCUGGCAAUGUGUUGAAAGAGGGCUGUAUUGUGUUAGUUUGCCUAUCUUUCGCUGUCCAGAUAAUAAUGGCAAAUGGCCACAAUGUGAAGCAUCAAUCGAUUUCAACGUACAUAUUAGGUAGCGCACAGUGCGUAGUUGAUUAAAAAUUUGUAUCGAUCAAUGCAAUAAAGUUGUGCUUGAUAUUGAAACACCAAUUAAGUGUUGAAAUGUCG